Messenger RNA from Fonsecaea nubica, 882 nucleotides. RefSeq lists its product as hypothetical. Gene Ontology annotation, cellular component: mitochondrion. The record is from RefSeq and is a predicted model, not a curated record. Gene Ontology annotation, biological process: oxaloacetate metabolic process; L-glutamine metabolic process. The coding region runs from base 1 to 882 and encodes 293 amino acids. Lineage: Eukaryota; Fungi; Ascomycota; Eurotiomycetes; Chaetothyriales; Herpotrichiellaceae. Gene Ontology annotation, molecular function: omega-amidase activity. The transcript has 2 exons.
AUGGCAAAUCUUUUGGCAAAGCCUUUCAAGCUUGCACUCGUGCAGCUUGCUUCAGGAGGUGACAAAGCUGCAAAUCUGGCACAUGCCCGCUCAAAAGUUAUCGAGGCCGCAAAGGCUGGCGCCUCCAUGGUCGUCCUCCCUGAAUGCUUCAACUCCCCAUACGGCUGUCAAUAUUUCCCCAAAUAUGCUGAGACCGUCUUACCCUCGCCUCCCUCAGAAGAGAAGUCACCCUCGUGGCACAUGCUGUCCAAAGUUGCAGCGGAAACCAAGACAUAUUUGAUUGGUGGAAGUAUACCAGAAUUCGUCCCAGAGACGAAGGAAUACUUUAACACCUCCCUUGUCUUCUCGCCCACGGGAAAGCUUCUAGCAACGCAUCGAAAGAUACACUUGUUUGAUAUCGACAUACCUGGGAAGAUCAAGUUCAAGGAAAGUGAUGUGUUAUCCCCAGGAAACAAGGUGACUAUUGUCGACAUUCCGGAAUAUGGUAAGAUUGGGCUGGCAAUAUGUUACGAUGUUCGCUUUCCCGAACUCGCCAUGAUAGCUGCCAGAAAGGGUGCUUUCAUGUUCGUUUAUCCCGGGGCCUUCAAUACGACGACAGGUCCCAUGCAUUGGACACUACAGGCCCGUGCGAGAGCAAUGGACAAUCAGAUCUUCGUCGCAAUGUGCAGUCCCGCGAGAGACAUGGAGGCAACCUACCAUGCCUAUGGACAUUCCAUGAUAGUGAACCCCAACGCGGAAGUCUUGGUCGAGGCUCAAGAACACGAAGAUAUUGUCUAUGCUGAGAUUGACGGUGCAAAAAUCGAGGAGACGAGGAAGGGCAUUCCGAUCUAUACUCAGAGACGGUUUGAUGUCUAUCCUGACGUCAGUGCUGGAAAGGUGUGA